Molecule: messenger RNA, 747 nt
Organism: Plasmodium gonderi
Lineage: Eukaryota; Apicomplexa; Aconoidasida; Haemosporida; Plasmodiidae
Product: zinc finger protein
Exons: 1
Coding region: 1-747 (248 amino acids)
Source: RefSeq, a predicted model, not a curated record
AUGAACGACCGCAUAAGUAGAGAUUUAACGAAAAGCUUUUUAGAAAAGAGAGAACUGGCAAAGGAGGAAAUAGAUCCCCGAAAAAAUUGGCUAAAGAGGAUUUUAGUAAAUAAGAACUCAUACGAUUUGAAGAUGUUUUUAAAAGCAGGAGAGUUAAAAAAGAAAGAUGGGGAUUAUUGUAGCAGUUGUAAAUGUAGCGUGAAACAAAUUUAUUAUAUAAACACAAGCAAAGUUUUCUGUGAAGUUUGUGAGGAGAUAUUUUGUAUGUAUUGUGUAAAAAGUAUAGACAUUAUGAAAGACAAUCAGUUAAAAUAUAUAAAAGUAAGAUUGUGUAAAAAUUGCUUUAUAUAUAUAAAUGAAUUAAAAUAUAUUAUAGAGCCAAACUUAUCUAUAGAUAAAAAAGCAAUUGAUUUAGUAAAUGCCUUUAACGAAAUAUCAAAUCGUUACACUACUAUUUGUAGUAAUGUAUCGCAGUUAAAUGGGUUAAUAUUACUUUGUGAAAAUAAUAAAGAAUAUUUAGAAAAUUUUAAAAGUGAAAUUAAGCAAUUAAUGGAUGUUAUUCAGCAUGACAUAGAUUUCUUAAAUGCCAUGAAAAAACAAAAUGAUUUUGCUGCAGACAACACGUUAAUUUUGAACAGAAUGUGUAAAAAUUUAUUGUUGUACUUGAAAAUAAUUAGAAAUAAAAUAAUUCCUAGUGCAGUAGAUGUCUUGAAUAAAACAAAGGAGUUGUUAUAUAAAAAAAUAUAA